Molecule: messenger RNA, 2995 nt
Organism: Haplochromis burtoni (Burton's mouthbrooder)
Lineage: Eukaryota; Metazoa; Chordata; Actinopteri; Cichliformes; Cichlidae
Product: cell adhesion molecule 3
Exons: 5
Coding region: 596-1657 (353 amino acids)
Biological process (GO): cell-cell adhesion
Cellular component (GO): membrane
Molecular function (GO): integrin binding
Source: RefSeq, a predicted model, not a curated record
UCUAAAACCUGCAGCCCUCGUGGACUGGGAUUGGGGACCCUGCUCUAAAACCUUGUUGGCUUUGCAACCAACCUUGUAGCUGGCAUGACAGUCAUACAGAGAAGAAACCAUAUACUUGCUAGUGAAGCACUCAUUGUAAUCUAAUAACUAUUCAUUAUGUCAGUCAUAAAUUAGUACUUGUGGACUGUGAUUUGAAUCAUUUUAAAUUUGCACAGAGUUGUUUUCAGACUGUCUGCAUUAAAAUUCACAAAAAUGGUACAAAAAAGUCCAGUAAGUGGAGCAGGGCUCCUUCCCUGUCUUGUAAUUUGCAGAAGUACGAGUACAACAGACGCCGCAACUUGUCUGCAAGUGUGUGUGUGUUUUCUUUUUUUCUUUUCUUUAGUUUGUUGGUUUUUUGGGAGGGGCGGGGUUCUUCACAAGACUAGUUUGGCUUUUUUGAGUUCUCUUUUCUUGAACAGUACAGGCUAGAAUAGAUUUGCCACUGGCUAAAGAAGAGUUACUGUAUCUGCAUCUACCAAAAUAUCCAUCUGUUAAUCUCGGACUCAGGAGGAAAGUUCUGAACUUUGAUGCACUUGUGAACACAUCUGUUGAAGCCAUGAUGUGGCGGCCCUUCAUCUUCAGCUGCUUAAUCGCAUGCACAGGAAAGCUUGUGAGCACUUCAUGUCCAUUUGACAUAACCCCUCCUAGAGUUGUGGUGAGAUUUGGAGACUCCUUAUCAGCAAACUGCACCUCACUAUCUAACCACACUGAUGGAAUGGGAUGGGAGUCUCCCUUUGGAGGAGUGGACUUUACCCAGGGUGUUUCUUCUCUUCUAUUUAAAAUUGACUCUGUGCCAGUGUGGGAGUUAGAGCCAAUGUGUUAUGUGAAUUCCCGUGAUGGUGAUCAGUGUGUGAAAUCAUUGCCAGUCACUGUUUAUAAAAUGCCAGACAGUGUGUCUCUGAAGAAUUUACGUACAGUGGAAGAAGGCCGACAGUUUGUCAUACAGUGUGAUGUUGUUAAUGUUGCACCAGCAAGAAAUCUUUCAGUAGUUUGGCACAAAGGAAAUAAGAUCUUGUCUUCUCAGACAUUUGAAGAGUCCAGUCCAUCUCCAGUCAGUAAGUCAUCUGUCAUCACUCUGACUGCUCAUAGAGAUGAUGAUGGAGCUGAGAUCUGGUGUGAAGCAAAGCUGAACCUGUGGCCAGAGGAACAAGGUCCUCCUCCAGUGCGUUCUGAAGCUCAUAAUGUGAAUGUACUCUACCCACCAACUUUCACCAAUAAUCCAAAUGAGAAUUUGGAAAUGACAGUUGGGAGCAAAAUAUCUUUAAAUUGUACAGCUAAAGGAAAUCCAGUACCAUCCUACCAUUGGCAGUUCCCAAACUUUACACAAGUGUGGUACAGGAGUCAUGAUGUGAAUCAUCCUAUUUUGACUCCAUCAUCUAAGUUUCCAGGGGUCUAUAUCUGCACCGCCUCAAACAGCCAGGGCACUGCGACCAAAUACUUUAUCAUCACCAAAGCUCCACGAGAUCAAACAAUCAUCGCAACAAUAGUCAGACUACUUGUGGCCUUUGGACUCCUGCUCUUCCUUGCUUUUCUAGUUUUUACGACACACAGAGGCAUAUUUUCAUGCAAGAAAGGCGACUAUCUCCAAGGACAACCUACCUCAUCAGUACCAGUAUAAAACAAAUUUGAAUGGGUGCAUGCUUGUUUUAAAGCUGUAGCUGAAAAAAUGCACCAUCUUGUCAGCUAUCGCUAAAGCUCCACUAAUCAAGAGACUGCUGUCCAAACAAGCAAAUUUAAUCUAGCAGAAACGUGUUUAACAGCAACACUGUGAGUGUAAACAUGUGUAUAAACAAAACAGAUUAAUAAUCAGAUAUCAUCCUCAGCUAUUCAUUUAUUUUAACUUUUCACUGGACAGAAAUAAGAAGGAACAAAUUUGCCUCUGACUGUCAACUGAAACUUUUUCUAAUUCUAAUUUUAGAAAACCGCUUGUGAUUUUUAUCAAGUCUUUACGCACGCCUGUGUUUUUCUCUCUCAGAAAACAGGAAAUGCAAGACAUUUUAUUGCAUGUUCACAUCUUUUCAUGUGCUCAAUUUAAUGUAUGAUCCACACACAUCUUUACAACUUUUAGAUAUACAAUAGAACAGCUUUUAUUGUCACUGUUACAAGAACAAUGAAAGGCUGUUUGGCGUUUCUCCAUGUGUGUGAAGUACGCAAUAGCAUAAGUAUUUACACAAUCACAGACAAAUUUAAAUUUACACAAGAAGGAUAUGUACAAGUUAUACAUACCCCUGCAAACAUACGGAUACACCCAUACAAACAUACACGCACAUACAUACAUAUAUGUAUAUACACAUGUAUGCAUGCGUACAUACAUAAACACACAUAUUUCCAUGUACGCGCUUACAUAUAUACAUAUACAUACACAUAUUUUUAAAUGUGUAAAUCAGGAAAUGAGCUGACUUGUUUUCUGCACCACAAAACGGAGGAAAGUUUUAUUUUUAAUUUCAUUGUAUGCACGCUUGGUGAAAACUUGAUUUGGUUCUUAAUUUUGAGCAGUUUCAAUGCUUAGAUAAGUAAGUGUGUUUUGUUGUAAUCUGUUGUUGUAAUGUAAUCAUAAAAAAACUCAUAUUUGGAUAUGAUUUUUAAAAAAAUUUAAUUUCAUCCCCAUUUCUUAAGAGGGGACAAACACUGAAAUCGGAAAUCUCGCUUUUAGUUCAUCACAGUUUUGUCGUCCUCCGUGUCCUGCUUUUGGGUCCAGUUUCAAAAUUUAAUCGGUACACCCCGCCGUGACAGCUGCCUGCUGAAGUUUAGGAUCUGACUGCAAAGUGUUUGACUUGACAAAAGGGAUUUCUGACGUUUUUGGGCUUUUAUGCCUAGUAUAUUUAGUCAUACUGGUAAAAAUACUGUAGUCACCAGGAUUUACAAAGUGGUUAGGUAUAAAAUAAAGAAAUGACCUGUUUUGCAAGUAUCUUUAUGUGUUUGCAUUAUUGAAUGAAUAUUAAAAUCAAUAUAAACC